Messenger RNA from Glarea lozoyensis ATCC 20868, 1614 nucleotides. Its product is annotated as alpha/beta-Hydrolase. The transcript has 4 exons. The record is from RefSeq and is a predicted model, not a curated record. NCBI's taxonomy places the organism in Eukaryota, Fungi, Ascomycota, Leotiomycetes, Helotiales, Helotiaceae. Bases 1 to 1614 code for a protein of 537 amino acids.
AUGCUUACCCCGGUAUUCAUUCUCGGCCUCCUAUUUGGUCUCAUUACAGAGUCACAUGGGCAAGACAAUAAAUUGGUGGUGGAUCUAGGCUACGCAAAAUACAACGGUUUUGUGGGCGAAAAGGGAAUGAACCAAUGGUUCGGUAUCAGAUAUGCCGCUCCGCCUACUGGCAACAACAGAUUCCGAGAACCUCAAGACCCUGCCGAUAAUCCGGAGGUCCAACAAGCAAACAAGCGCACUCCAGUCUGUCAUUCGUCGCCAUCGACGAAACUAAAUCCAGACCAAAGUGAAGACUGUCUUUUUCUGAACGUCUUUGCUCCAGCGAAGGAAACGAAGCCUCGCGCUGUCCUCGUCUGGUUCCAGGGCGGAGGACUGAACUCGAAUGCUGACGCGAAUGGUGACGGAUCUAGUCUGAUCGCUGCUGCCGACAAUGACCUGGUUGUAGUCACUUUCAACUUUCGAGUGGGUGUCCAUGGUUUUCUUGCCAGUAAGGAAGUCAAAAAGGAUGGAAAUCUUAAUGCCGGUCUACUAGAUCAGCGAAAGGUCUUGCACUGGGUUCAAAAGAAUAUCCACCUCUUCGGUGGAGAUCCAGAACGUGUCACCAUAGGAGGCGGUUCUGCUGGAGGGGGCGCUGUAUCUCUCCAUCUCACUGCGUAUGGAGGCAAGAAUGAAAAUUUGUUCAGCGCAGCGGUGGGUGAAAGCGCCUCUUAUGGGGUUCAAUACACCGUCGAAGAAUCGCAGUACCAAUACGAUGCCUUGGUAAAAAGAGUCAAAUGUGACAAAGCCCCGGACACUCUGAAGUGUCUCCGUGACUUGGACAUCAAAACCCUAUCCGAGAAUAACCCAAAUGUACCAGUGCCAGGCGGUGGUGGUGGAACACCGGUAUAUAUGUGGUCUAAUCACAUUGACGGCGACUUCACCCCGGAUUGGUCAUAUAACCUCUAUGAAACUGGAAAAUUUGUCAAGGUUCCAGUAAUAUUUGGAGCUUGUUCAAACGAAGGAACUACCUUCACGCCUAAAAACCUCGCCAACCAAAGCGAAAUAGACAAUUUCAUGAAAAACAAUUACCCGAAAUUGACAGAGGAGGAUCUGGCAACCGCUGCUUCCUUAUAUCCAGUACCAGAUAAACCAGAAUACCCAGAUUCAACACAAUUCUGGCGGCCGCUAGCAGACAUGUACGGUCACAUGCGCUACAACUGCCCCGGUCUCUACAUGUCCGGCUCAUACCCACGAGUCGGCGGCAUGAAUACCAGCUGGAGCUACCGAUGGGAUGUCGCCCGGCCCGCAAACCUCGCUAAUGGGAAUGGAGUCACGCACGUCGCGGAAGGCGGUGCUGUCUGGGGUAGUUAUAAAAAGGAAGACCCCGAGUCGGCGUUGCAGCCGAUUAUACAAUCAUACUGGACAAGUUUCAUCCGUUCUCAUGACCCGAAUACCCAUAGACUGAAGGAUGCGCCAGAGUGGCUGGGGUAUACCGAGGGAGAAGAUUCGAGUGGUGCCAAUCGGAGGAUGCUUUUUGUGAAUGAUCCUAAAAAGGUGGCUAUUGAGACUAUCAUUGGAUUGUUGCAGAAGCGUUGUAAAUUUUGGCAUAGCAUUGGGGCGAAGAUUGGACAAUAA